Molecule: messenger RNA, 844 nt
Organism: Juglans microcarpa x Juglans regia
Lineage: Eukaryota; Viridiplantae; Streptophyta; Magnoliopsida; Fagales; Juglandaceae
Product: 14 kDa proline-rich protein DC2.15-like
Exons: 1
Coding region: 153-521 (122 amino acids)
Source: RefSeq, a predicted model, not a curated record
UCUGUCUUCCACUCAAUCAAACUCCAAACAUACGCCUCACAAUUUCCUUUAAAAAAGAUUCUCCCUCCGAUCCACUCCAAAGAAAGGCAUCCAAAGCCCUUGAAUUCAGUAGUAGCUACUACUGAUCUGUCUAGCUAGUUAGAGCUCCUGCAAUGGCUGCUUCCAAAAAGCUCUCCGCAACCAUUCUGGUCAUCUCUCUCCUUUUCCAGUACGCCACAUUCUCUAGCGCUUGUGGCACAUGCAGGCCAAAGCCAACUCCUCCAGCAAAAUGCCCCAACGACACGUUGAAGCUUGGAGUUUGCGUCGACCUUCUCGGACUUGUUAACCUUCAGAUUGGAUCCCCUAUUUCGAGCAAGUGUUGCGCGUUGCUUGCGGGAUUGGCCGAUCUAGAAGCUGCUCUGUGUCUUUGCACUGCCAUCAAGGCCAAUGUGCUUGGAAUUAACUUGAACGUGCCCCUAACGCUUAGUUUGCUUGUUAGUGCUUGCCAAAAGUCAGUUCCUCCUGGCUUCGUAUGUGAAUAGGGAAUGCAUGCAUGCAUGCAUUAACGAGGGCAAAGCUAGCUAGCUCUAUAUAUGGCAAGUUAGCUUAAUUUUAAGGUACUGUUUCUAGUUGUUUUGCUGAUCAUCAUAUAUAUAUAUAUAUAUAUAAUAUGCAUGCAUGGCUGGGGUUUGUGGCUUGACAGAGUACGUAGUACUGCUUUGGUUUGUUAAUUUUCGCUCUUAAUUUCCAUUUGUUUCAUGUGGGACUGAUGUGAUUUGUUCAAAUAACCAGGCAGGCCAGCAAGCUUGCUUUGCCUGAAUUAUGAUCAGUGUUUAUCAGAAAUUCGUAUCUUUUUUUCAUGAUA